This is a messenger RNA of Stomoxys calcitrans (stable fly), 1036 nucleotides long. Its product is annotated as mitochondrial inner membrane protease ATP23 homolog. The record is from RefSeq and is a predicted model, not a curated record. Bases 119 to 976 code for a protein of 285 amino acids. Gene Ontology annotation, molecular function: metalloendopeptidase activity. Gene Ontology annotation, biological process: mitochondrial proton-transporting ATP synthase complex assembly; mitochondrial protein processing. Gene Ontology annotation, cellular component: extrinsic component of mitochondrial inner membrane. Lineage: Eukaryota; Metazoa; Arthropoda; Insecta; Diptera; Muscidae. The transcript is spliced from 2 exons.
AUCGAAAUCGACUAAAAUUGAAAUGUUAUUUAAUACGGUUGAAAUGUUAUAAAUUAACGCGACAUUUGAUAAACGCAACUAUCAUUUGAUAAACAUAAGAGGGAAGGGUAGUACAAAUAUGGGAUGGCUUAAUAAAGUUGAAGCCAAGUCACAGGAGGAAUUGCCAGGAGUUGAUUUUUACGCUUCGCCACCAGCCUCUGCAAAAAGUAAUGAACAGCAGCAGCAGCCUGAGAACAAAUCCACUGCUGAAAAAAGCACUGAGAAAAAGGCAAAUUCUAAAGAGUGGGGCUAUGAUCUAUAUCCAGAAAGACGCGGCGAGGAAUUCAAACCGAAAUGGUCUAGAAUUUUUUUGGGCUUAGAAGGUCAUGAAAAUAUAGACAAAGUAAAAUGUGAACGAAAUGUUUACUGGUGUGUAAAAAAUAGUCCAUUAGUCAAAUUGAUGAUGGGAGCAUUGAAAAGCUCUGGAUGUCCGAUUGAUCUCAGACGUCAUAUUUCUUGCGAAGUUUGUGACUCCAGCGUAACCGGAGGAUAUGAUCCAGUUCUCAAUCAAAUUGUUGUUUGCCAAAAUAUGGCUCGCAAAGAAGGAAUGGUUCAAGGUGUUUUAACUCACGAAAUGAUACACAUGUUUGAUUAUUGCAAUAACGAUUUGGAUUUUCGUAAUAUUGACCAUUUGGCAUGUACAGAAAUAAGGGCUGCAAAUUUAGCUCACUGUUCUUUCUUAAGUGCAAUGAUGCAAGGAGAUGCUUCCAUGUUCAAUAUAAAACAAAGUCAUCAGAAUUGUGUUAAAUCAAAGGCCUUAGCAUCUGUAUUGGCAGUGCGCAACGUGACCCGGAAAGAAGCCAUUGAAGCUGUGGAAAGAGUAUUCCCAAAAUGCUACAAUGACUUAGAGCCAAUUGGUCGACGCAUACGAAGAAAUUCACCCGAUCAACACAGAGCUUAUAUGGAAGGUCCAAUGUACGGCUAUGAUGUUUAUUAGAGACACCAUAUAUGUAUAUUAUUUCUUUAAAUAAAAUUUAAAAAAAGUUCAUAUACACAA